Molecule: messenger RNA, 2116 nt
Organism: Aedes albopictus (Asian tiger mosquito)
Lineage: Eukaryota; Metazoa; Arthropoda; Insecta; Diptera; Culicidae
Gene: Dolk
Product: dolichol kinase
Exons: 5
Coding region: 612-2054 (480 amino acids)
Biological process (GO): dolichyl monophosphate biosynthetic process
Cellular component (GO): endoplasmic reticulum membrane
Molecular function (GO): dolichol kinase activity
Source: RefSeq, a predicted model, not a curated record
AUGCAUCACAUAAUAUGUUAUAUGCACGCCUUGGCAUUUCUUGCAUUUAUUAUAGUUUCCAUGCAUAUAAAGCCGUUUAUUUUAUACUCGGCUCCGCGUACGAUUUGACCAACGAAAUGGCUAAUGUGAAAUUGAUUUAACCAUUAAUUCCGCGAGUGAUAUUGAAGAAGAUCUGUGCAGCUAAUCUUUUAGUGGUACACGCAAUCCAAACUCAUAAGUGUCUUCGGUGUGAAAAGAAAAACAAGGAAAGACUUCUUUUCCGGAAAAGAAAAUCUGCCGUGAAUCAGCAUCAGAAAUCCAUUUGGCUGCCUUUGAACAAUUGAACUAAAAUCGGCUGGCAGUGAAAAUUUAUUUUUUUUUUCAAUAUAAAUCGAUCAUUUUGUGAUAAAUUUCUGAUCUGAACCAAACAGAAAUAUUCGAUCAGGAAAUUUUGAAAAAAAAAAAAACGCUUGUGAUUGUGAAUAACAUACCGUACAUAAUGACUUGUUUUGCCAGAGUUGAUUGGCUGCGUGUGUAUUCUCCGGAUGUUUAAACAUUUUCAUAGUGGGUCCGUUCCGUUACCUGAACAAAAUGACGCUGAAAUUCGACUUUGGUAUUAAAGUAAUUAAAACAUGGACAAGACUGAAAAGAAAACGGCCAGUAAAUGCAUAGCAGAAAGUUGUCGAAACUACGGCAUCACCACCAGACCGAACGCAAGCAAUGGACUUUGGCUAGCAAGCCUCAUCUUCAUGAGUCAAGCCGUCAACGUUUGGAACCGGGACAAUCAUGCCGUAACACUCAACUAUAGGCGAUCUACGAUUGCAAGUUUCGGGCUACUAUUGCAUUCCGUUUGCAUCUUCGUUUCCAUGCGCAGCGGAAAAUGUCAGCACCUAGCCGGAAGGUUACUUUAUGUACUUUUCAGUAUUGUAGCCACCAGUUGUUUGCUGAUGGUCUGUUUGAAAGAUAAUGCCAUAGUCUGCUCCGUUAGUGGUGUCCUAGUGGUGGUUCUGUUCGAUCGGAUUUACUUUCGAUUGCUAAGGCGACUGCCCAAAAGCUUUACGCUGGGUGAAGCGGCUGUGGUUGGACAGGGAUUCACCAUAUUUGCAUACUAUGCUUUCCUGCAGCUACCUAAGGUUGUUCUCAAUGACAAACCAUCGCCGGAUCUGAAUGUCAUGCACCUAGUGUUGCAGAUAAUACUCAUGGGAAUCGGCGUUAUCCUAGCACUGUGCCACUUUUUGUCAUUUCUGCGUCAUUCCGUUCUAUUCUAUUUGUUGACUGUCGUUAUCGCCAGUUGUACCGCAUUAUUUCCCAUAUUUGGCCAGCCAACGGUUAUUGUGCUGUUACAGUUUAUUUUAAGUGACACAGAUCGCAUGCUGGUCAUCGCUCUCUACAUGACGCUUCUGGUAGUAACCAGUUGUUUCGUAGUAUGGCAAAUCAAUCGUCAGAUCAGCGCCAAUACGACUACGAGAAAAAUGUUUCACAUCGUUAUGGUCCUGGUGUACCUUCCAGGACUUUGGUCACAGUGUACAUUGCUCUACCUGGCUUCCGGCUUGAUGCUAGGAUUGCUACUCAUGUUAGAGAUCGCUCGUGUUAUCCAGCUAAAGCCAAUUCACCCGUCUCUCGACAUGGCCGUUCGCUGCUUCCUAGAUGAAAAGGACGCGGGUCUGGUUGCGCUCACGCCGAUUUACUUGCUGAUUGGGUGUUCCCUGCCUAUGUGGCUACACCCGCUGCCGUGCGAUUUAACCGACUCAGCCGGAUUGAACUUGCUUAAACUUCUGGCGGGAGUUCUAUCCGUUGGAAUUGGAGAUACCACGGCCAGCAUUUGUGGUUACCUGGCCGGAAAACAUAAAUGGCCAGGCACAGCGAAAUCCGUCGAGGGUACGAUAGCCAGUGUCGUGGGACAGGCAGGUGUGGUGUUCCUUUUGUACAGACUGAGUUUUAUUCACUUGAAUACUUUGCGAGCGGCCACUGCUGGUGCUGCCAUUAUCAUUAAUGCACUCGUUGAGGCUAAAACUGACCAAGUGGACAAUCUUGUAUUGCCUUUGGUGACAUACAUUGUUUUAGGAACCGCAUAGAAACUAUAUCUGCUUAUAAUAAUUUAUUUUGUUGUGACAAUAAAAGGUUUCGUUAUAAAACA